Messenger RNA from Diorhabda carinulata, 975 nucleotides. It is a transcript of the gene bisc, whose product is annotated as TM2 domain-containing protein CG10795. Bases 154 to 720 code for a protein of 188 amino acids. The record is from RefSeq and is a predicted model, not a curated record. Lineage: Eukaryota; Metazoa; Arthropoda; Insecta; Coleoptera; Chrysomelidae. The transcript has 3 exons.
CCUAAUACUUGAGCUACACAGAAGAAUAUUUGUAAAUAUAGUUCGGGUUAUAAAUCCAAGUAUGAAGUUGUUGCCAAGACCUUAAUAUUUAUAUUCAUCAGUGAUUGCUAAAACAAGUUGAAAUUAUGAAAAAUUCAAGUUAAAUAAAACAAAAUGAUAAAGCAAAACUUUAUUUCCAUUUUGGCUAUCAGCUUUUAUAUACCAAGAAUUAUUUGUAAUAGUGCUCCAUUCGAAGUCGAUUGUAGCAAUUUACGAAUAGGACAGUAUAUAUGCCCGGAUCCGGAUCAUAAAUAUUUAGAUGAAAUGAUAGAUCCUAAAACACAACAGCUCAGAGGAUGUACCAAAGAAAAUAAAGCAAAAGUGAGGUGUCUCGUUGCUAAUGGAUUAGUUUGUUCAGAUACUCACAAUAGCACAUUUUAUAAGGAUAUGCCAUGUAAAUGGACAAAUGGUUAUUCAUUUGAAACAACCCUAUUAUUAUCCAUAUUCUUAGGAAUGUUUGGAAUAGACAGAUUCUAUUUGGGAUAUCCAGCAAUAGGAUUAGCAAAAUUCUGUACAUUAGGAUUCAUGUUUUUGGGACAACUUGUAGAUAUUAUUUUAAUUGCAACACAAGUCGUUACACCUGCAGAUGGUUCUUUUUAUGUAAUGCCAUUUUAUGGACCACAUGUGGAGGUUAUUAAAAGUGAUAAUAAUACUUAUAGAUUACCACAAGAUGACUGGUGACAGUGUAUAUCUUAAAUAAGUGAUUAUAAUUUUAUGAUAAAUAUAUUUUCAACAGUGCAACAACCCUCAACUACAGACACUGAUACUAACGAGUCUAAGAGACUUCUAUCAACAUCCUCUCCUAUUUACAAAUAGGUGUUAAUUUUGAAUUGUUUGUUAAAGUGGCUAAUUAAAUGAACGUAUUUAUUUAUAUUUCUGUUGAUAUAACUCCAAAAAAUUAAUAAUAAUAUACAAUAGCUCUUAUGAUAACAAAAA